This is a messenger RNA of Aspergillus versicolor CBS 583.65, 1575 nucleotides long. It is a transcript of the gene nop12, whose product is annotated as rRNA-processing protein NOP12. Lineage: Eukaryota; Fungi; Ascomycota; Eurotiomycetes; Eurotiales; Aspergillaceae. Gene Ontology annotation, molecular function: RNA binding. Bases 1 to 1575 code for a protein of 524 amino acids. The record is from RefSeq and is a predicted model, not a curated record. The transcript is spliced from 2 exons.
AUGGGCAAGAAAUCAAAGUCCCAAGGGGGAACUCCUGCGGUGUCCAGCACAGGCUCCUCGCUACCAUUCUUAGGCGGAAAUGCCUCCGUGGAUCCUUCAUUGGCUUCAUUGUUUGAACAGAGUGCUGGGCCAGUAAAAGUUCCAGAAGUGCCUCGCCUAGGUGCUGCACCGAAGGCUGAGAAAAAGAAGCUUGAAGACAAUGACGCUGAGGAUAUUGAGUCUGAGCUGGACGAUGGCUCAGUUUCCGAAGACGAACCUAUGGAAGACGCAUCACUUUCCGCGGCUGUACAGGCGGUCUCCGAGCCCUCAAGUCGGAAAAGGAAGCGAGCCACCACAGAUGACCUUGAAGAUUCGUAUAUGCGUCGCCUAGCCGCAGAGGAGCAGAAGGAACAGAAGAAGCGCCGAGCAGAGCGUCCAGAUGUUACGGAAGAGGCCAGCGAGGGCAGUGAAGAUGAUGCCCCUCAAUCUGAAGAAGCCGAGUCGGAGGAUGAAGACGAGGAUAUCCCUAAACAUGAAGCUCUAACUGGUGAUCGCCAAGACAAUGACAAAGAUGAACUAUCCAAGUCUAAUCGCACUGUAUUUCUGGGAAAUGUUUCCACGAAGGCAAUCACCUCAAAGUCGGCGAAGAAGGAAUUGAUGAAGCACCUUUCGUCAUUCCUCUCGGCUCUCCCCGAGUCCACAGGGCCUCACAAAAUCGACUCGUUACGCUUCCGAUCUACUGCUUUUACCAGUGGCGGCAAAAUACCCAAGCGCGCUGCAUUUGCUAAGCAGGAGAUCCAUGAUGAUACCACGCCCAGCACUAAUGCGUACGUUAUCUAUAGCACACCACAGGCCGCGAACAAAGCACCUGCAGCGUUGAAUGGAACAACUGUGUUGGAUCGGCACCUGCGUGUCGAUAGUGUAGCACAUCCCUCCAAGGUCGACCACAAGCGGUGCAUUUUCGUCGGCAAUCUCGAUUUUAUCGACAAUGAAGCUGGCACCGACGAGGGAGAGAAUAAGAAGAAGAAGAAUAGGACGCCAGCUGAUGUGGAGGAAGGCCUUUGGCGUACAUUCAAUGCUCACACCAAAGGAUCAAAGAGUGGUACCCCCGGUAGAGGCAAUGUUGAGUCCGUGCGGGUGGUUCGUGAUCGAUCUACCCGUGUUGGAAAGGGAUUUGCCUAUGUUCAAUUUUAUGAUCAAAACUGUGUCGAGGAGGCCCUCCUAUUAAAUGACAAAAGAUACCCCCCGAUGUUACCGCGGAAGCUGCGCGUGGUGAGAGCAAAGAAGAUUUCAAAGAAGCCUGAAGAUAACAAAACCUCGUCUAAGUCACUAGCGGAGGCAGACAGAACACUACAUGGCCGUGCCGGAAGGUUGCUCGGAAGGUCAAGUGAGGCGAGGCUGAAGGCCGCCGGCAAGAAGUCUAUCUCGCAGAACUCUCUUGUUUUUGAAGGCAACCGCGCAACAGCAGAUGGGUCGUCUCGCAUUCGUGUACGGACGAAAAGCCGUGGCUCCAAGGCCAAAAAGGAUAACCGGAGCAAAAAGCGUGCCGCGGCCUAUAAAGCUGCCGGAGGCAAGAAAGCACAAAUAGGAAAAUAG